Messenger RNA from Schistocerca americana (American grasshopper), 4864 nucleotides. It is a transcript of the gene Marf, whose product is annotated as transmembrane GTPase Marf. Gene Ontology annotation, cellular component: mitochondrial outer membrane. Gene Ontology annotation, molecular function: GTPase activity; GTP binding. The transcript has 15 exons. Lineage: Eukaryota; Metazoa; Arthropoda; Insecta; Orthoptera; Acrididae. The coding region runs from base 301 to 2625 and encodes 774 amino acids. Gene Ontology annotation, biological process: mitochondrion localization; mitochondrial fusion. The record is from RefSeq and is a predicted model, not a curated record.
UGUUGCGACAGUCUUUUGCAAAAUAUGCGGUGAAGUAGUGUGGUAGUAUGUGCGUGGUAUGGCAGUAAAUAAUAAUUAAAGUGUUGGUGGAGCAAUAUCACCUAGGAUGGGAUUUGCGUGCACAAAUAUGAGAAAUGAACUGAAAGAAGGGAAAGUAGAGACACCAGCUGUAUGUCAUCAGGUCAGAAUCAGGUGUCAGAGGAGAAUGGCAGACAGCUCCAUAAUUCGUACCCACUAUAAGAACUACCAAUUUGAGCUGUAAAGGUUUGCAAACCUGCAUGAGCACCUAGUAGUGAUUUAAUGGCUGCCUAUAUAAAUCGCUCAUUGUCUCAAAUGGCUGGAGAUGGCCCUUCAAUAAGGGGGUCAUCUUUGGUUGGAGGGCCUGGUGGUGAUACAAGAAACUUACAUGACUCAACUUCUCCACUACAGAUAUUCGUCAAAGCCAAAAAGAAGAUCAAUGGAAUAUUUGUGGAAAUUGAAGACUAUGUCAGGAAUACAGCUUCAUAUAUGCAAAGUCUGGAAAAGGAACAAAAUAUUAUCCAGCCAGAAGAAAGGGUGCAGGUGGAAAGUUACAUUCAAAAAGUUAAAGGCAUUAGAGAUGUCCUCACAAGGGAUCACAUGAAAGUGGCCUUUUUUGGAAGGACAAGUAAUGGGAAGAGCACGGUGAUAAAUGCCAUGUUAAGAGACAAGAUCCUACCUAGUGGCAUUGGUCAUACAACCAACUGUUUUCUACAAGUUGAAGGAUCAGAAAAUGGAGAAGCGUACCUUGUGACUGAAGACUCAAAAGAGAAGCAGAAUGUAAAGUCUGUUGGACAGUUGGCACAUGCUCUCUGCAAAGAACGUUUGGGUGAAAGUACACUUGUCAGAAUAUUCUGGCCAAAAGAUAAAUGCCUUCUGCUGAGAGAUGAUGUAGUAUUUGUGGACUCACCAGGUAUUGAUGUGUCACCAAAUCUUGAUGAGUGGAUUGACCGUCACUGCCUUGAUGCAGAUGUCUUUGUUCUUGUUGCCAACGCAGAAUCUACUCUUAUGGUUACGGAGAAAAACUUCUUCCACAAAGUCUCAACUCGACUCUCUAAGCCAAAUAUUUUUAUUUUGAACAAUCGAUGGGAUGCCUCAGCUUCAGAACCUGAAUUUUUGGAUCAGCGCAAUGAACAGAGUGAGGUAAGAGGACAACAUAUGGAACGAACAGUUGAUUUUCUUGUGAGAGAGCUGAAAGUUUGUUCCCUGAAGGAAGCUAAUGAGAGGAUAUUUUUUGUGUCAGCUAAGGAGGUCUUACAAGCAAGGCUGAUGGAACAAAAGGGACAACCUGCUCAUGCUGGUGCUCUGGCAGAAGGAUUUCCUACGCGAUACUUCGAAUUUCAGGAUUUUGAACGAAAGUUUGAAGAAUGCAUUUCUAAAAGUGCAGUGAAAACAAAAUUUGCACAGCACUCCCAAAGAGGAAAACUUAUUGCUUCAGAGAUACACACAGUAAUGGAUGGUGUCUAUGAGCGUGCUGAGCAGUUGAAAUCUGAAAAAGCUCUGGCAAAAAAGGAACUUUAUGACAGACUUAACUACACGGAACAGCAGCUGCGAAUGAUUACUCAGGAAAUGAAGGAAAAAAUACACCAGAUGGUUGAAGAUGUAGAGCAAAGGGUCUCAAAAGCACUCAGUGAAGAAAUUCGUCGUUUGUCUGUCCUUGUGGAUGAGUUCAACUUACCAUUUCAUCCAGAACAAUUGGUUCUCAACGUGUACAAGAAAGAACUGCAUGCUCAUGUGGAAAAUGGACUGGGUAGCAAUCUUCGUGCACGGCUUUCUACAGCAUUGGCCAUGAACAUUGAGAACAGUCAACGAGAAAUGACAGAAAGAAUGUCAUCGCUCCUUCCUCCAGAGAAAAAACAAGUAUCAUUAAGUGUCCUACCCCGUAGGGAACCUUUUGAGAUACUGUAUCGGCUCAAUUGUGAUAACCUGUGUGCAGAUUUUCAUGAAGAUCUGGAAUUUCGGUUUUCAUGGGGCAUUACAGCAUUGAUAAAUAGAUUCACUGGCAAACAAGGACAUCGAAUUGCAUUACACAAUUAUGCUCACAUGGUACCGCGUGACAUUCUUUCUCCAUCAGAGACCUUGGAUGUUGCACAGAUAAAAUUUCCUACUAACCAACCAAGCGAUGAUUGGUCUAUCCCAUCUAGGUUACUGAUGGCAUCCAUUGGUUCACAAGGCACAAUGGGUGGACUUCUGGUUGCUGGGUUUUUACUGAAGACUGUAGGCUGGCGACUUAUACUGGUGACGGGAGCAGUGUAUGGUUGCCUGUACUUAUAUGAAAGAUUGACGUGGACCAACAAAGCAAAAGAGCGUGCAUUCAAAAGGCAGUAUGUUGCACAUGCUACAAAGAAACUCCGGCUUAUUGUUGAUUUGACUUCUGCCAACUGCAGUCACCAAGUACAACAGGAGCUUUCAAGCACAUUUGCUCGUCUUUGUCACCUAGUGGAUGAGGCAUCAACUGACAUGGAUGAGGCCAUAAAGUCACUUGAGAAAGAGCUCAGGUCGUUGGAGGAGGCAGCUGCGUCUGCUAAGAGUUUGCGUAAUAAAGCAAAUUACCUUGCACAGGAGCUAGCUAUGUUUGAAGAGACUUACCUGCAGUGUGAUAAUUAAUAGAUUAUUAUUACUUAGGCACUUAUAUAAAUGUGCAGUUAACAGCAUGAAACACUCACUACUAGUCACCGGCGAUUAACAGUUAAUAGUACCCAAGCAGUAAGUGGCUUGGGACUUAACACAUAUAUCAUUGUGAUAUGUUUCAAGUUGUAAGCUGUGCAGUGCUUGGUGGUGACUUCUGUUAAAAAACAUAAUGUCAUCGCUGUUUCGCUGCACAUGAUGGCCCUGUUAUAAUUGUUAGUCUGCUCAUAGCAGAUUCUGGAAAGAGUCAUAGAUUAUGUGUAGCAUAAACUGAAUGCACAGUUUGAAUAAAGUACAAUAACCAUGUCUUACAAAUCAGAGUCCAGUUUGGAUAUCCUGUGGUCAAUAAGGAUAUCACAACAUGAUUAUCUUGCUUUAUUGGUCACCAUUGUUAAAUCAUGAUGUAUAAAAAUUCAUCUGUAUUUAUUCAUAAAUGUAUAUUGUUAAAACUUGUCAUUUUGUGAUUUAUCGUAUGUUAGUAAAAAAGCUUGAAUCUAUGAUAGGUUGUCUGUUUACCUAUAAAUUAAGUAUACCAUUGGGUGUGCUCUGUACAGUUGUUGAUGUGGUCUUCAGUUCUGUAUCUGAUGAUGUUCUGUGAUUUCUGCCUUGGGAAGAAAUAUUUAUAAAUCCAUUUUCUGUAUACAGAGUUGUAAUAUUUGUGACAAUAUUUGUACUACACUAGUAUUAAUGAGCAUAAAAUAACAUAAUUUGACAGGUGUUCAGUAAGUUAGGAAUGGAGAAUUUGAUUUGAAGCUGAGUGUUCCUAAGGCAUCUGUUCUUCAGAAGAUUAAAAGUCUAAUAAUUGAAUUUCAUGAAGUGCUCAUUAUCAUUUUGUAUGAGAUUAACUUUAAUCAUCAGUACUGUUCACUCAAUAUUUUGCCAUUAAGUAUUUACCCACCACACACACACACACACACACACACACACACACACACACACAGUGUCAGACUACAGUGCCUUAAAUGUCUCAUAAAACAUCAGAAUGCAUAGUAUGUCAAUGAAAUAUUGUUUUCAUUAGUCCUUGAUAGAAAGCAUACUUAACAAAAUUACUUGCAAAUAUGAAAUAUGGUGAUUUUAUUUAAAGCUAUAAUUUCUUAUGGUUAGUACAAAGUAUUUGUUUUAUCACCUAAGGACCUUACUGGUUAAACAGUGUUCAUACAACAACAUUUAAAAGCAGUAGUGAGUAAAAGUAAAUAAAUGGUGUUUGUAUGAAAAGUAAUACUCAUUUUGUCACUAAGGUUUUUUUCUAAAUAAAUUGCAGAAGCAGAUUUUCUUAAUUACAGAAUUAAUAAGUAAUACACACAAACAUUUCAUUAAAGGAACAGGAUUAUUUUUUUUGGCAGCUGAGGUAGAUUUUUAGAUUUUGUAGAAUGUUUUUAAUAUUUCAUUCUAAUUAAUAAUAGCUGACAGCUUUGUUUGUAGCUGCAUAUGCAAGUCAUGGUAUUUGUAUUUUAUUCUUUAACAUUGUUUAGGCUACAAAGGAUAUGUUCCAUGUAGCAUAUUGUAAGAAUUAUCUUGGCAGUAAUGUCAAAAAAGGAGUGUUACAAAUAGUUUAUGAAAGACUUGCAAAUAAAGUUAUCUCGAGGCACACUAGGAAACAGACAUUUACACUUGAUAAUUCUAUCCAUCAUACUUAGUUGUAGGAUAAACCAUUAUUUGUACAUGAGCAUGAUUAAAACCUGAAAAUUCUAUACUUGUAUUACUGUUUUCAAAAACGGGUAAAUGAAAAGGAAGAAAAACAAGAAGUUAGACGAGAGUGAGAGCACUGUAAUAGAGUAAGUUAAUUUGGAACAUAUUUAUUGUUGUAUAUAUGAAAAAUAUUUACACACACACAAUUAUAUCUGUAAACAAUGGAUUUCAGUGCUGAACUUGGGAGUUGUUAGGGGAUCUCUCUCUCUCUCUCUCUCUCUCUCUCUCUCUCUCUCUGCAUAAAUAGACUUUCGCUACAUUAAAUUAGGAGACUGUGGAAUAUUUGCUUCAACACAUUAGGAAUUUGCUAGCCACAGCAGGCCAAACAGAGCCUGCGGUUAGAAGUAUGUGGCAGUAACAUCACUGUGGUAUGUUGCUAAGUUCUCAUAUAUUUAAAAGUCUUACAGUUCCAUAUCUUUAUGUGUGGAACACCAGCAUCUUCUUUGCAGAAUUUUAUUCUGUAGUAGUUAAGGGGAAUAGAGCCACUUAAAAAAAAAAAAAAAAGAAAAAAGAAAAAAAAAAUACAGUA